AAAGAAGAGGACAGAAGCAUUCUUGAAUCUAUGUUUGAGUCCUUAUGGAGCGGAGUUGGCUUCUUUGGUCCGUUCUGGGAUCAUAUACUGAGUUAUUGGAAAGUUAGUCUGGAAAAUCCAAAACAUGUGCUUUUUAUGAGGUACGAUGAAAUGAAGACAGAUCCUACCGGUCAGCUCAUGAAAAUUGCGGAGUUCUUGGGUUGUCCCUUCUCCGGGGAAGAAGAAAAGAAUGGAUCUGUUGAAAAGAUCUUGGAGAUGUGUUCGCUGCCUAACCUGAUCAGUUUGGAGGUUAACAAGACCGGAACAUCGAUCAAUGGCAUGGAUUACAAAAACCAUUUCCGCAAAGGGAUAGUUGGUGAUUGGAAGAAUCAUCUAACUCCGGAAAUGGGGAACAAAAUCGACAUGAUCAUGGAGGAGAGACUCAAAGAUUCCGGUUUGAAGUUCUGAGUUAUGUUUUGGAAUGCAUUUUUGUAAUAAAUAAUUAGCUUGUUUCUUUGAUGUAAGGUGAGUUAUGUUUUAGAAUCCAUUGUUGUAAUAAUAAGUAGCUUGUUCCUUUAAGGUUCAUGUUUUAAUAUUCUAAGUAAUGUCAUGUGUUGUUGUUUCAUUUGUGUUUCCUAUAAUAAGAGUACCUUCCUUUGA
Messenger RNA from Eutrema salsugineum, 639 nucleotides. RefSeq names its product cytosolic sulfotransferase 3. Gene Ontology annotation, cellular component: cytoplasm. The annotation marks the transcript as partial. NCBI's taxonomy places the organism in Eukaryota, Viridiplantae, Streptophyta, Magnoliopsida, Brassicales, Brassicaceae. Gene Ontology annotation, biological process: sulfation. The transcript has a single exon. The record is from RefSeq and is a predicted model, not a curated record. Gene Ontology annotation, molecular function: sulfotransferase activity.